Ilex paraguariensis (yerba mate) is the source of this 2320-nucleotide messenger RNA. The record is from the annotation of a GenBank genome assembly. NCBI's taxonomy places the organism in Eukaryota, Viridiplantae, Streptophyta, Magnoliopsida, Aquifoliales, Aquifoliaceae.
AUGAAGAGCCUAGUCGUCCAAGUCCUCACCGGACGGUGGUUCAUGGUGUUCGCCUCCUUCCUCAUCAUGUCCGCCGCCGGCGCCACCUACAUGUUCGGCCUCUACUCCACCGACAUAAAAGACUCCCUCGGCUACGACCAAUCCACCCUCAACUUGCUCAGCUUCUUCAAGGACCUAGGAGCCAACGUCGGCGUACUCUCCGGCCUCAUCAACGAGGUUACGCCGCCGUGGGUGGUGCUCUCAAUGGGUGCAGUACUUAACUUCUUCGGCUACUUCAUGAUCUGGCUAGCUGUAACCAAAAAAAUUUCAACACCCCAAGUUUGGCAGAUGUGUUUGUACAUAUGUAUCGGAGCAAACUCUCAGGCUUUCGCUAACACCGGAGCUCUGGUCACCUGCGUCAAGAACUUCCCGGAGAGCCGAGGAGUCGUGUUGGGUCUUCUCAAAGGUUUUGUGGGUCUAAGUGGUGCGAUCAUAACCCAACUAUUCCAUGCAGUUUAUGAUAAUGACACAAAAUCUCUCAUUCUGAUGAUCGGAUGGAUGCCGGCGGCGAUCUCGUUCGCUUUCCUCCGAACAAUUCGGAUCAUGAAAGUUGUUCGACAACCCAAUGAGCUCAAAGUUUUCUACCAUUUUCUCUAUCUCUCUCUUGGUCUCGCUUCGUUUCUCAUGGUGAUCAUUAUUGUCGAAAACAGGUUUCGUUUUUCUCAGAGUGAGUAUGGUGGUAGUGCAGCCACAGUUCUGAUCUUGCUCUUUUUACCUCUAGCUGUUGUUAUAAGAGAAGAGUAUUAUCUAUGGAAGAAGAAGAAAGAAGCCAUGGAUAAUCUUUCCCAGCUGAAGAUCACAACAGAGUUGCCGAACACCGAGACUACGUUGCCUCCGCCACCAGCACCGUCGUCGUCUUCCACCGCCGCUACUGAACUACCCAGUUCCCCAAAGGAAGAAGCUUCUUGCUUCAAAACAAUUUUCCAGCCACCUAAUAGAGGCGAUGACUUCACUAUCCUUCAAGCACUCUUCAGCAUCGAUAUGCUGAUUCUCUUCCUAACAACAAUCUGCGGAGUCGGCGGGACAUUGACGGCCAUAGACAACUUGGGUCAGAUCGGAACUUCUCUCAGAUACCCAACUCGAAGCAUUAGUACUUUCGUCUCUCUCGUCAGCAUUUGGAACUACCUCGGAAGAGUAGUCGCCGGUUUCGUCUCCGAAAUCCUNGAUGAUAUGAAGAAGAAAGAAGCCAUGGAUAAUCUUUCCCAGCUGAAGAUCACAACAGAGUUGCCGAACACCGAGACUACGUUGCCUCCGCCACCAGCACCGUCGUCGUCUUCCACCGCCGCUACUGAACUACCCAGUUCCCCAAAGGAAGAAGCUUCUUGCUUCAAAACAAUUUUCCAGCCACCUAAUAGAGGCGAUGACUUCACUAUCCUUCAAGCACUCUUCAGCAUCGAUAUGCUGAUUCUCUUCCUAACAACAAUCUGCGGCGUCGGCGGGACAUUGACGGCCAUAGACAACUUGGGUCAGAUCGGAACUUCUCUCAGAUACCCAACUCGAAGCAUUAGUACUUUCGUCUCUCUCGUCAGCAUUUGGAACUACCUCGGAAGAGUAGUCGCCGGUUUCGUCUCCGAAAUCCUGUUAACCAGAUACCAAUUCCCUCGGCCAUUGUUGCUUACAAUGACCCUUGUUCUCUCAUGUGUUGGUCACCUUCUCAUAGCCUUUGGUGUCCCAAAUUCUCUCUACGUCGCCUCAGUAAUAAUUGGUUUUUGCUUUGGAGCACAAUGGCCGUUGCUUUUCGCCAUCAUAUCUGAGCUUUUCGGACUAAAAUACUACUCCACACUCUACAAUUUCGGCUCAGUGGCGAGCCCAAUUGGGUCGUAUAUACUCAACGUGAGGGUUGCUGGACAUCUGUACGAUAAGGAGGCGAAAAAACAGAUGAGUGCUUUGGGACUCACUAGGAAGCGUGGUGAGGACUUGAAUUGCACCGGAGUGGAUUGUUUUAAAUUGGCUUUCAUUAUAAUCACGGGGGUGACGGUGUUUGGUGCGCUUGUUUCAGUUAUUUUGGUGGUUAGGACUAGGAAGUUUUAUAGGAGUGACAUUUACAAGAAGUUCAGAGAGGAGGCCAAAGCAGCUGAGACGGAGAUGGCACUGGGGGAGAACGGCGUCAUCGUCCGAUCAUCAUCGGGGACGAAGGGGGGUUGAAGAUUGACGAGAAUAUAUGAAAUUACAGGGUUUUUUUUUUGUUUUUUCGUUGUUAUUGUUAUUGUUGUUGUUGUGAGUUUGGAAAAUUGAGAGAAAUUAAGGAAGAUUGGCUAAGUGAUUCUUGAGUAAAAUGGUC